Messenger RNA from Punica granatum (pomegranate), 3407 nucleotides. NCBI's taxonomy places the organism in Eukaryota, Viridiplantae, Streptophyta, Magnoliopsida, Myrtales, Lythraceae. The record is from RefSeq and is a predicted model, not a curated record.
CACAUUAGCAUAACUGAGAGAUCCAUCUGGUUCAAGUUUCUCCCUGUCCAAACUCAAUUCUUCCAUUGAUUAUCAAUCCGUUGCCCGCAACUAUGGCCGAAGUUGUUCUGGGGGGCGUUGUGGAGUCUGUCACCGGACACCUUGUUUCCCUCAUCUCCCAGGAGAUUAGACUAGCAUGCGGCGUCAGAGCUGAGCUCGAGAAACUCCAGACCACUGUCUCUGUCAUCGGUGGAAUGCUUCGUGAGGCUGACAAGAGACGAGUUGAGGCUGAGGAUGUGAAGGAAUGGCUCAAGAAGCUGAAAGAGUUGUUCUACGAUGCGGAUGACCUGCUGGAUGACUUCUCCACUGAGGUUUUGCGCCGUCGGAGAGUGAUGGUAGGAGGUAAGCGGAUCCUCAAUGAGGUGAGUAUCUUCUUCUCCUUUUCUAACCAGCUCUUUUAUGCCAUUAAAAUGGCUCAUCGAGUCAAGGAGAUCAGGGGGAGGAUCGAUGCGAUAUGGAAUGACCGGCACGCGUGUUUUCAUCUUGAAGGAAAUAGUAAUCUUAUGGGGAGUUUGGAGGAGAACCAAACUAGGUCGGAAACUUACUCGUUUGAGCCUGAAAUGUAUGUGGUUGGACGAGAUAAGGAGAAGAAGGAAGUCAUGGAGUUCUUACUCAAUCCUGAUUUUGAGGAGAGUGUUUCCAUCGUCCCAAUAGUGGGUGUUGGAGGCCAAGGGAAAACGACAUUAGCAAGAAAAGUAUUUAAUGAUGACAAGGUGAAGGAAUAUUUCGAGAUGAGGCUAAUUUGGGUCUGUGUGUCGACCAGUUUCAGUGUGAAGGAUAUUUUGAGGAAGAUAGUACGAGAAUGCUCCCCUAACAAAGAAGGAAUUGCAAAUCUCGACAUGAAUGAGUUGCGAAAAAAGCUGGGAGAGUGGAUCAAUGGAAAGAAGUACUUACUUGUUUUAGAUGAUGUGUGGAAUGACAACCGGUCUAAAUGGUUAGAACUACAAGGAUUUCUCAUGAGCGGUGCCAAAGGGAGUAAGAUAUUGGUGACCACUCGCUCUACUCGGGUGGCGGAAACUAUGACUCGAAAAUUUUAUAAAUUGAGUGGCUUACCUAGCGAUGAGUCGCUCUCUCUCUUGAUGCAAAUGGCAAUGAAGGAGGAGCACGAGUGGAAAAAUCAAAAUCUAGAAAAGAUUGCAAGAGAAAUUGUGAAGAAGUGUGCGGGAAUUCCCCUUGCAAUUAAGACGAUUGGGCGAUUGUUAGUGUUCUCUGGAAGUACCGAAGAAGAUUGGUUGAACUUCAAGGAUAAUGAUUUAUCUUUGAUAAAUCAAGAAGAAGAUGACAUCAUGCCAACACUUAAGUUGAGUUACGAUUUUUUGCCAUCGCAUUUGAAACCGUGCUUUGCUUAUUGCAGCUUAUUUCCACAAGAUUAUGAGCUAGAACCACGUGAGCUUGUCUAUCUUUGGAUGGCACAUGGAUUUAUUAAUAAAUCUCUAGGCAGUAAGAAAACACUUGAAGAAGUAGGUUACGAUUAUUUCAGGGAGCUGCUUUCCAGAUCCUUUUUCCAAGACAUGCAAGUAGAUCUAUACGGCGACAUUAUGAGCUGCAGAAUGCAUGAUUUGAUGCAUGACCUCGCACGGUUUGUAGCAGGAGAGAGUUGCAUCACCAUUGAUAGCUCACAUGCGAAAAUGUUCCCAGAAGGAGCUCGUCAUGUAACUACCAAUGAUCAGAAUGUGUUGAAUGGAUUUGAGAGAGACAGAAGAAUGAGGUCCCUGUUUCUUAUGGUUGAAGGGAGUAUUGAUAUUGCUGUUCUGGAUGUUUCAUGUUUUAGAAGUCUACGGGCACUACGUAUUUGUGGUGGCCACAUAAAGGUGAUUUCACGUUCCAUUGCUAAACUGAAGCAUUUGAGGAGCCUUGAUCUCUCAAAGAAUGAUGGGUUUAGGUAUCUUCCCAAUUCCAUAAGCAAGUUGUGCAAUUUGGAGAGCCUUAAUCUCACAGGAUGUAGGGAUCUAAAAGAAUUACCAAGUGGAAUUACAAAGUUGGUCAAUUUGAGGCAGCUUAGGGUGCGUGGGUGUUAUAACUUAAGAGAUAUGCCAAGGGGGAUUGGGAAAUUGACUAAUUUGCAAAUGUUAGACGUAUUCGUGGUAGGGGAGAAACUAAACCGAAAUGCUGCAGAGCUGAAUGAGCUGAGCAAACUUACUGGAUUGAGGGAAAAACUGACUAUUCAAAGCUUGGAAAGAGUGGAGAGUAGUAGUAUUUCGAGCGAGGUGAAUGCUUCCUUCUCGAUGGAAAAGUUAGCUGAUCUUCAGUGUUUGCGACUAUGUUGGCGAUACUUCAGGGAUGUGAGUGCGAGCAAUGGCGAAGAAGUUUUAGAAAAACUUCGACCCCAUCGAUAUCUAAAGGGAUUGAGGAUAGAAGGAUAUGGGGGUGCCAGGCUUCCAUCGUGGGUCUCUCAACUGCAUAGACUAGUCGACAUUGAGAUUAAACAAUGUCAGGGAUGCAGGCAGCUACCACCUGUAGAUCAGCUCCCUUCCCUCAAAAGAAUCUUCUUGGUGGCUUUGAGGGAUUUGGAGCAUAUAGAAUUAUCGAAGGGUGGGACGAUGUCACAGUCAAAUUUCUUUCCAUCCUUGGAAGAAAUAAAGUUGUAUCGUUUGCCUAAAUUCAAGGGAUGGGACUAGGAGAGGAGGGGAAAUAGAGUUGAAGAGGAGGAUGGCGAUUCUUCUUCUUCUUCUUUGUUAAUGCUCCCUUGCUUCUCCGACAAGGUCAAGGUUGGAAUAAUUGAUUGCCCAAGAUUCUCUUACAUGCAUGGUCAACAGCUACUACGACUAGCGGGAUGGAGGAUGAGGAAUGUAACUGCACUCCUACUCCACCAACACGAUCCACGACUUCUUCCCCUUGGCCCCCAACGACCGAUGGCAGUGCUAGUGCCGACUGAUUCAUCUCCAUCGACCAUAAUAAAGAAUCAGACGACAUUGACCGCCAUAUCUGAUUCUAUAUCUCUCGCCGCGCUGACAUCCCUCUCCAUCAGCGAAAUUAAGGAUGCAAAGCAGUUGCCCGUGCAAUUGUUUCAGUCCCUCCCUUCUCUCCAAUCUCUUAAAAUCAAGGAUUGCCCUGGCCUUAAAGCACUCCCUCUGGGGGCGAUCCUCCGAUACCUAUCCAACCUUGAGACGCUAGAAAUUUCUGGGUGCAAAAAGCUUGAUUUAUCCACCGAGGAUGAUGACGAUGACGAUGAUGGUGGUAAUGCUGAAGGCAUGACUAAUCUUUUGCAGCUACAGGGCCAUCAUAAACUUCGCCAUCUAGAGAUUAGAGACUGCAAAGGCUUGAAGUCUCUCCCUAGAAGAGUGUUUCUUCCGCUUCUCACCACCCUCGAGUCGUUGGCGCUAAUUUACUGUCCAGAACUUGACUUAUCAAUGGGGGAGUCAAAAGUA